Molecule: messenger RNA, 1668 nt
Organism: Pectinophora gossypiella (pink bollworm)
Lineage: Eukaryota; Metazoa; Arthropoda; Insecta; Lepidoptera; Gelechiidae
Gene: Kr-h1
Product: Krueppel homolog 1-like
Exons: 2
Coding region: 151-1197 (348 amino acids)
Source: RefSeq, a predicted model, not a curated record
UCAGGCCUCCUACUGAACUCAACAAAUUCCGCAUUCGACCGCGGACCGCCGGUCGAGUGAACGUUGUCUCACAAUCUACUCUACGUGCGCAACCUACACCAACAUUGACGCUAUUGUACCGCCCAAAUAUAUCGUCAUCAACAUUGAAAUAUGAUAGGUGAAGAGGAACGCGUACAUCAAUGUGGGGAAUGCGGCUUGACGCUUUCCACUCGCAGUGCAUUAACUGCACAUGCACGCUCGCACCGUGCCGCCGCCGAUGCACAUCGCUGCGAUGUCUGCCACAAAACUUUCGCCGUACCAGCACGACUCGUGCGCCAUUAUCGGACCCACACCGGUGAAAGACCUUUUGAAUGUGAAUAUUGCCACAAGAUGUUCAGUGUAAAGGAGAACCUGCAAGUCCAUCGUCGGAUCCACACCAAGGAAAGGCCUUAUCGUUGUGGAGUAUGCGGAGCAGCCUUUGAACAUUCUGGAAAAUUACACCGGCACGCUCGCAUCCACACCGGCGAGCGCCCUCAUGCUUGCCCACAUUGCCACAAAACAUUCAUCCAAUCAGGACAGCUCGUGAUCCACCUUCGAACACACACGGGUGAGAAACCUUACCGUUGCCCGGCACCAGGCUGCGGUAAAGGAUUCACUUGCUCCAAGCAGCUCAAAGUGCACUCGCGCACCCACACAGGAGAACGACCGUACACCUGUGAUAUAUGUUUACGUGAUUUUGGCUACAACCAUGUCUUGAAGCUACACCGAUUCCAACAUUACGGUGAACGCUGUUAUCGCUGUACUGUCUGCGAUGGCACCUUCAAUACUAAGAAGCAGAUGGAAGCCCAUAUUUACAAGGAACACGGUGCGGAAACCCCUCGCGCUCCGCCCAUGCAGCCUAAUUUACCCAUGGUAGUUAAUGGUAAUGUUAUGUGUGAAAUAGUAGAAGCAGCUCUACAGCAGCUGCCGCCCACGCCGCCUCGCUCGCCCCCGUCGCCCCACAGUCCUACCGCACCAGUCUCGGCCUCGGAGGGACAAUCGACUCCUUCGCCGAUCCCUUCACCCCCUCCACCCACAGCCACCUUGCAAUACACAUUUGCCCCUUCUUCCUUGCCACCAAGAAAGCGAAAACUUAUUCCUCAACCGAACUCAAUUACCGAACCUAUUGUACGUCACACUUCGGUAAUACAAUUCGCACCUGCAGCUGUUGAUUCAUAGUAAUGCUGUGCAUAAUACCUACAAUAUUUUAUAAUAGGUAAUAUUACUUUGUAGAUGCUUUUUCCACUUAGAUGCUGUAUGUUGAUUGAGAUGUAGCGCUAAUUUAAGAUGGUGUGUAAGUGAUACUGGUUAUAUAUUAUACAUAUUUGAGUACAUUUAAAAAAAAUGUAUUUGUAAAAUUAAACAGACAAGAGAAGUAUUCAAUUAUCGCGAUGCUUGACACACCAUUGUCUCUGUCUAGCUUCUAGGGAUAAGAUGUGAAGUUAUAUCGAAAUUUAGGUAUUUAGUUUCCUGAUAUAUGAAAUCCAAGCAAAAUCAAUUUAUAGGUAUUAAGUGAUAAGAAAAGACUAAUAAGGUAAUACUAAGUUAGUUGACUAAUGCAUUUGUGCCGUCUUAGUGUAAGAUUUUUUGUAUUUAUCUACUAUUGUGUUAUUCUUAUUACAAAUACUUAGUAAAAAAAACAAAAGACAA